Molecule: messenger RNA, 6224 nt
Organism: Cimex lectularius (bed bug)
Lineage: Eukaryota; Metazoa; Arthropoda; Insecta; Hemiptera; Cimicidae
Gene: Cyp40
Product: peptidyl-prolyl cis-trans isomerase D
Exons: 8
Coding region: 902-1795 (297 amino acids)
Biological process (GO): protein peptidyl-prolyl isomerization
Molecular function (GO): protein binding; peptidyl-prolyl cis-trans isomerase activity
Source: RefSeq, a predicted model, not a curated record
AAUUUCAGUUUUUAAUAAUAAUUUAGCUCCUACAGAUCAAAACAACAUGCAUAGGCAGAUCAAAAUUAUCAUAAAGCGACCGAACUGUCAACCAUUUUCCUGCUUUUUUCAAACUUCCUGCUUAUUUUAGAAAGUAAACGUGUGUAUACUACUUGAUCCCGAAGUUUUUUUGUUCAUUCCUUAACAAACCAGCAGAUCAGUUUGGCUAGUUGCUCCUGCAUUAUUGCAGUUAUACGACUUUUUCACAAUUUUAGACUGUUUAAGAGGAUACAGGAAGAAAAGUUUCAGGAUUUGAAAAAGAUUUCUUGACAGGUCACCGCAGAAGAAUGGCCAACUGGCAAGAAUCAGCUUCAGACUCUGCAAAGAAGCACAGACAUAUCAGAUACACUAUCAGACAUGGGUACUCCUCUGAAACAAAAGAAAGAUUUUUGUAAAGAAGCAGUAAAAUCCAUUGCUGAUUUAAGCUAUAGUUAUAGUGGAUGCAAGUUCUAACAAAUUCUACAGAACUAUCAAAGUACCUAUGAUAUCUGUUAUGCUGCAGUUAUAGUGAAUGCGAGUUCCAACAAAUUCUACAGAACUAUUGAAGUACCUAGAAUAUCUGUUAUUAUGAUGAUUAUGAUGUCAUGAUACAACCAAUCAGUGAGGAAGCUCGUCUAUAUGGGGAAACAAGUUAUGAAUGCAGUGUCUACUGAAUAGGCAGAAGCUGUGUUACAAGCUUUCAUCAUGAUCAGAAGUCCCAUGAGGUUAUCGUUUCUUUCAAGUUGGAAGAGUUGUUAUUGAACUAUUCAAGGAUAUUGUUCCGAAAACAGUUGAAAACUUCAGAUGUCUCUGUACAGGGGAAAAGGGGAUUGGCAUUUUAGGGAAGCCUCUCCACUACAAGGGUACCAAAUUUCACAAAGCUAUGCCUGCAUUCAUGAUUCAAGGUGGGGAUAUAAGUGAAAAUGGUUGUGGUGGAGAAUCCAUUUACGGUUUGACAUUUGAAGAUGAAAAUUUCACCAUUAAGCAUGAACAUGAUGGCAUGGUCAGUAUGGCUAAUUGCGGAAAACCGAACACAAACAGCUCACAAUUUUUUAUAACAACAGUACCAUGUCCGCACUUGGAUGGCAAUAAUGUAGUCUUUGGACGUGUUCGUUUCGGUUUGGGAGUAGUGAAGGAAGUUGGUAAAACUUCGACUGUCAAUGAAGUUCCACAAGUGCCCUGCGUAAUAAGUGACUGUGGUGAACUUAAUAAUGAUAACUGGGGAGUUAAUGAACGUGAUGGGACUGAAGAUGUUUACCCACCGUUCCCUGAAGACUGGAUACAACCAGAGAAGUUUGCAGAGAAUGGAAGUAUGGAAAAUGUUAUAUGUAAAAUUAAAGAUUCUGGGAAUAAAUAUUUCAAAGAGGAGAGUUUCAUGCAUGCAUGUAGAAAAUACAAAAAGGCUCUUCGAUACAUUGAUUGGGCUGUGAAUCAAGAUGAUCACUGUAAAACAAAGGAGUCUUUCAUAGAUCUAAAAACAGUUUGCAUGCUCAAUUCAGCAGCAGUAUACUUAAAAUUAAACGAUCACAAAAAGGUUAUCUCUUUCUGCAAUGACGCAUUGAUGAUUGACAGAAAAAAUACCAAAGCUCUGUUCAGAAGAGCACAGGCGAAUAAAUAUUUGAAGAAUUUUGAAUUGGCAAUGGUAGAUCUCCAAACUGCACAUAAGUACGAACCUCAGAACCUCGUUAUUGCCACAGAGAUAAAAGUGGUGAAAAAAUUCAUAAUGGACUAUAAGCAAACUGAAAAAGAAAGAUGUACAAAAAUGCUUAAAGUAUAAUCAGAAAAUUGUAUAAUUCAAAUUGAUGUACAGAACCGUGUAUAGAUCAGUUUGCAAAUAAUUCAUCAGAGUCUGGAGACUGAAAAAUAUUUUAAUUUGAACGAUUUGAUAACUUGACUGACAGCAAACAAUUUAUUCGACUGUCAAGAGAGAUAAACUAUGUUAUUAACGACUUAUCGUUAAUCCCUCAGGUAUUUUCUUCAUUUUGUGAAGGGAACAGAAUAUAAUUUUUUUUCUUUGAAACCUUGAGAGCCUACUGGUUAGAUAAAUACCCAGGUUGAAUCAAUAGAUCUAGGUAACACAACCCAGUCUAUGCAAGGUUUCAGUUAUUUUUUAAUCCUCCAUUACUACUAGGUUUGGGUUUCCUCAAUCCUCAUAUUCUAAAUAUGGUACUGCCUGACUUAACCCUGCCUAGCUGACUUCUUUGCUUAAGAAUUCUUCUUAAAUAGUAAAUAAAUAUAUAAAACUAAUAUUUCGUAUUGUACUUUGGCAAAAUGUAAAUACACUUACAAUUUAAUGAAACCAAUUGCUAAAUUCAAGAUGUAUUUAUAACUUAAUAUGCUAAAAAUAGGUAAUAGGAAAGAAAAUUGUGUCAUUUUUGUUACAACAGUCUCCAAACUCUGUGCCUAUGAGAAAUUCCUUAGUGUUAAUAAAAUUUUAAAAAUGUAGUAACUGCCAUAAUUUUUAAAAACUAUGGCAUACCAAUAGUAGAUAUACUAUUAAAUGUUAAUAAAUACGUAAAUAUUUUAUUCCAGUUCUAACUCAAUGUUUGUAUUUGGGUUAGAUUUACAAGGGAAUGACAUCAAUGAACAAGGAUUUAGUGAAUUAAUUAAAAAAAAGUGUGUAACAUAUGUGCACACAUAUUAUAGUGUCAAAAAAGACAAAUUUUGAACUGCUUGAAGGAUUUUUAAAACAAAAAAUAAUUUUAUGAAUAUGAGAUUGUUUAAAUAUAUUUUAUUGUCAACUCAUGACCAAUAUGACAGAAUUUAAAUAUACUAUGUACAUUGCUAUACAUAGGAUAAUAAUAGAACAUAAUACUAAAAAUUAUCCUAGUGUGUAUGUAAAUAUUGUGUUGUAUGUUUAGUUAAAGUAUGAUGGGUAAUAUAUAGACAAUAGUGUAAAGAUAGAUAAUAGUAUAAACCACACGCUUUGGGACAAAUCAUUUUUCAAGUUGGUUUAUUUUAAUUUUUUAAUUAAUAUUCGAAAGCUAUGGUCGUGCAAUCACCGAAUUCAGUUAAACUUUUCUUGGUGAUAUUAGGUGGAAAGUUAUAAAAUUCGAGACCAAGUGUUCUUCCCAAUGAACCUACAAGCUGAGAAAUUUUGUUUUUAGUAAUUUAAUUUUUUUAUUUUAAAUAUGGUUUCCUGCCGUGCAUUAACUUUAUCGUGUAAGGGAAGCCAACACUUCAACUGGAAACAAUCAGUACGGACCUGGUAGCUCCCCAGUCUUACACCAUUUAUAAAUAUAUCAUGUGUUUACAUCUUGCAUUGUGUACCAUAUAGAUGUGGAUAAAACCGUGUAGAACAAAAACCAUUUACAACAAAUACACCACGGGAAAAAUCCACAUAUUCUAGGGGUACUCUUGAUGUCCCAACUAGCAGGAGCACACCGAUCCACCACCCCAGAUGGAAGCCCUGUUUUCUGCCUUUGUUGGGCAUGUUUGAGGUUAUUAUAUAUUCAUUUAUUUUUUUUAUGUAUGUAGGAUAAUAAAGACUACCAAGAAAAGUAGGGAAAAAAUGUUUUCUUGAAAAAAUCAUUUAGGUUAGUUUUAACAUCCAAUCUAAAGACCUCAAAUGCGGAUUUUUAUAUCAAUAACUUUUGUUUUUAUGUUAUGUUCAUAACUGUCAUGCUGACAAUCGUAGGAGAUCCUCCAAAUCCGUACAAUAUAAAGAACUUGUUUCUAAUUAUAACUUCUUUAAUAUGUCUGACAAUAUUAAAAUUGCCUCUUUUCCUUUUGCUCAUCUAUUUUUAAAAAUUAUAUAUGAAUUGUUCCCCUUAAUUACAACCCUACAAAAGAUAAGCACUCCAACCUAUGUUCCAACAAACAUGCUAGAGAAGACACAUUUCAUUUUUUUUCAUAAUGUCCAAUUUUAUAUGGAUUCAGAACAAGACAUUUAAGUUCAUCUACUUCUGUGUUUUGGUGACCCGGGGUCAGACCUUGGUCUAACUUGUACCACCGUCAUGGUCAUUUCAGCUCCUUCUGUUGUAACCUAAACACACUCACUCUACCACUCAUUCUUAAUUAUUCUGAUUUAAAUACUUUUUGCUCAAGUAGAGUGAUGGAGUACUAGAUAUUGCUCCAUCACCCUUUAUCACGCUAUAAACAACUAUACUUACAAUACCUAGUCUAAUUGAUGAGGUACGUAAUAUUACACCAUCAAUAUUUUUUGUACUAAAUGCACAUUCACACAUAUAAGUCUUACGAAACAGUUAAAGCAUCUAUCACCCAAGUUAGCAUAUAUACAAAAGUAGGAUUACCUGCGAUAAACAAAAUAGCUAUAUAUAUUUCCCCAGUUUCCUCCAGAAAUGGGGAAUAGGGGACCCAAAGAUUUGCUUGUGUUGUGGUGGAGCACAAUUCUUAUAAUGGGCGGCAUUCGUACUAUACUAUGGAGCUAAGGAAUCACACCUUUCAAUCACAUUGAACCUUUCAUGCCAGGAACAUACUUUGGCCCAAAAAGUAAGCGUCCGUGAUUCAACCGAGUAUGACUACUUCCUCAGUCAGGUUAGAAUUCUUCUUCUGUGGUUUAGAUUCCUCAGAGCUACUUACCAAUCAUGUUCUUGAAGCACAACAGCUUCUCAGGCGACCUAGACCUUUGACGCUUUUUUAACCAUAUUAUUUAUUGCUUGUAGUCAGAUCAUCGUUUUGUUUGUUGUCAAACGUCUGUUGAGACACUAAUUGAGCGUAAAUCUGUAUUUCUCAAAAGUACUAAGUGAUUAGCUAAUCCAAUUAAGUUAAGCCAUUGUAUAAUAAAAUAAAUAUAAUAAUAUAAAUAAUUAAUAAACAAAGUUAAUAACAUGAUCCCUGAAGUAAACUUCAAUUCUGUAUAAAAUACUAAAUUUUAUUUGUUUUGUUGAAUACUUAUUGCUCCUUCUCUGGCAGAUAGUUGUAAACCAUAACCAUAGUGUGCUUUUUUAUAUUAUAAUUAUAUUGCAAAAUAUUAUUCUUAUAUUCAUCAAAUAAAGUACCUUUUCAUUCAUUUGUUCAUUUAUACUUGGACAAAAAAGGUAGAAAACCAUGUUUAAAAAAAAAUUAAAUUAUAUACUUUUUCUGGCUCCCCCAUUGACAAGAAUGCUCAGACAUAUAUCUAAUAUUUUCCGACCUUCACCAAAAAUAGUUUCAUUGAAAACAGUGAUCCCAGUCUGCCUUUGUAGGUUAACUAUGAAUUGUGUUGUAUUAUUUAUGUAAUUCAUAUUGCAAUAUCCAUGUACGAUACAUAUAUCUACAAAUAAUUUGUAACCAUAUUUUAAGAAACGCUUAACUGCCAUAAUUUUAAUAAAUAACUUUAAAAAAUAUAAAUCUUCGUGUCACUCUUGCUAAAAAUAGUUAAUUUAUAAUUAUGAUUUAACAGAUAUCGGUCCCAAAGCUUAUCAUUAUAGUUUAAACUAUGUAUAAAUAUGAUGCCUAUUUUUUAAUUUGAUUGGAUGUUAUAUCAAUGGAGAAAAAACUGAUGUAUUCUGAAUAUUGAUGAACAAUUUAGAAAUUUUAUGAUUCAAAAUUUCUAUUCAUAACUAUAUCAACAAAAAUUUGAUUAUUUUUAAAAUAUAUUUUCAUACUGGGCAGAAUUUGUAUAUAUUAUAUCAAGAGAUAUGGGAUGAGAUCUCAACAAUUUGUCAUGGAAAAAUGAUUAAUUAAACCAAAAUCAAUAACUGUAAAUACAUAACACGUGGUACUAAUGGCUUGUAAUUUAAAUUGUUUAAAAAUGUAAUUUAUUGAUAGUCAAAAGGCUUAAAUAUGCCAUGAAGUCAACAGUUAUGUGAUCUAUUGUAAAUAAAGUUUCUGACAUUUACAUUAAAAAAAGAAAGGUAUUAAUAAUUUUGUACCACCAUAUUAUUUGUGUGAUUGCAUAGUCUAAUUAAAUUCAAUUUAUAUCAUAAUUUAUUUUUGUACAAGUUAUUUGGCAGCGGUUGUAAUAUAAAUUAAUGAAGUGAUAUAUUUGAGUGAUUUUAUUGAAUAGCUUAAGUUAACAAAUAGGUACACAAUAUGAUUUAUUUAAACUUAAAAUUUCCAUUGGAUAUUCCAGUAUUUUUGACAAAUGUAGUGAGGGUGCUACAAUUUUAUGUUAUCUAAUUGUUUUCUUCUUUUUUUUAAUAUUAAGUAUAUGACUGAAAAUUGUACCUGUACAUUUUUUUCUGAUUUCUUCUUAUCAUUAUUUUGUGUAUAUUUGGUUUGGAAUUUGAUGUGAAUCUAAAUAUCAAUUUUUAUUUUAUUAA